Molecule: messenger RNA, 701 nt
Organism: Macroventuria anomochaeta
Lineage: Eukaryota; Fungi; Ascomycota; Dothideomycetes; Pleosporales; Didymellaceae
Exons: 1
Coding region: 60-473 (137 amino acids)
Source: RefSeq, a predicted model, not a curated record
CUGUAGGAAAGACAACACCUGUCUACUUUACUAGCUUAGCGGCUGAGCUACCCGCGGGAAUGCCAGGGUUCACCGCAAUGCGCGCCCCCCUGCUCGCUUUCACCACCUCUGUAUUGGACACGUUGGAAUUCCUGCGCCCUCUCGCUGCCAAUCAUAUACUUGCGACAAGCCUUUUCUGGGGUGCGGCGCCUGUUUGCAUGCCCCUUCACCAGCGCCCGCCUUGUGGUACCUCUAUCCCCUCGCCUAAUCAGGCUAGAGCUACCGCCCAUGCAGCUUCCCGAGAGCGCAUUAUUAAUAUACAGAGAGUGCUUUAUCAUCAUUUGCGGCGGACGCGGAACUGUAUUCUCCAAGGCCAGGUGUUCUUUCGCCGCACUGCGAGCGCUGGUCAGGUACAGGUCCUGCGGUUCACAGUGGAUCCAGACUCGGGGGGCGACUUCGAUUCGAGUACCGCAGUGAGGCCCCUGUUUCGGUAAUCACAAUGUCGAGCAUUCGAUGUCCGUGCACGAUGCGCUGCUCUAUCGAUGCAUAGCAAAGCUCAGCCAGAGUAAAGGCCGAGCUCUUAUACCAGAGCGGCUGGAUGCUCACAGUAGAAGUUGGUGAUUGCUAGCAAACUACGUUGGCUUUCACAAGUCUCCUCACAGCAACGAUUGAUGGUUCUCUUGGCAGAUCUACCAACAUCCAUGGAAAUAAGAUAUCACUAA